GCGGCCAAAAAACAGGCCACUAUGAGCCGACCUGAUCCCCACUUGACAACCUGCUGCGAAGAUGACGCCGAUCGCAAUGCGCCGGCGUAGCCCGAAUGCCGCGACGGCGCCGCUGAAAGAGUCGCUCCCGACCAAGUACGACUCGUUUUUUACCAAGACGACGUCGUCCGUCUCGGACACGGCGCCCGCGUCGCCGGCGCUGUACCCGCCGCUCAAGCCGCGAGGCAUGUCAGUGCCGCAGGUGACCCUCACGACGACCGGGCCCAAGCCACGGACGCUCACGGUCGACCUCGAGCGACCACCGCUGCCACUGCCCAAUGUCGCCGUCGACUUUAAUUUUCAGAGCAUUUUCCAUCGCAUCCAAGAGUGCGUGCACAAGAUCCAAGACAUCAAGAAGGACCUCGAGGACGAGACGACCCGCCAUCGAUACUAAUUUUUGACCGAGUCGCUCGCUUGACUAAAUACUACGGUCAACACGUCAUAUUUAUCAUCA
This is a messenger RNA of Saprolegnia parasitica CBS 223.65, 493 nucleotides long. RefSeq lists its product as hypothetical. The record is from RefSeq and is a predicted model, not a curated record. Bases 62 to 433 code for a protein of 123 amino acids. NCBI's taxonomy places the organism in Eukaryota, Oomycota, Saprolegniomycetes, Saprolegniales, Saprolegniaceae. The transcript has a single exon.